AUGGAAAACCAAACCACUGUGACUGAGUUUAUUCUCUUAGGACUUUCCAGUGACCCGCAACUCCAAAUUUUACUGUUCCUUGUGUUUUUGGUGAUAUACCUAAUCACUCUAGCGGGAAACGCAGUUAUCAUGUUGGUGAUACGAAUUGAUUCUCAUCUUCAUACCCCCAUGUAUUUCUUCCUGUCUCAUCUAUCCAUUGUUGAUCUCUGCUAUUCCUCAGCCAUUGUCCCUAAGAUGCUGGUGAAUUUACUAGCAAUGCAUAAAACUAUUUCUGCCAAUGCUUGUUUUACCCAGAUGUUCUUCAUCUUUCUCUCAGGCACUGGUGAAACAUUCAUGCUCUCAAUAAUGGCUUACGACCGGUAUGCUGCCAUAUGUAAACCCCUGCAUUAUGUGAGGACUAUGAACAAAAAAAUGUGUAGGCAGCUCGUGGGUGUUGCCUGGACAAUGAGUUUUAUUGAUUCAUUGGUAAAUACAGUUCUGAUAUUAAAGUUGCACUUUUGUGGGUCCAAUGAAAUUAUGCAUUUUAGCUGUGAGCUUCCCCCACUGCUAAUGCUGUCAUGCACUGAGACUUUCAAAAACAAAAUAACUCUUGUUUCCUCUGUCCUUUUCAUUGGUGUUUGCACUUCUCUCAUCAUGUUGGUUUCUUACACCCAUAUCAUCUCCACCAUCUUGAGGAUACGCUCCGCAGAGGGUAGGAGAAAAGCCUUCUCCACUUGCAGCUCCCAUCUCAUCGUGGUGGGUUUAUUGUACGGAACAGCUCUUUUUCAGUACAUGAAACCAAGCUCCAUUUCUUCUGUGAUCCUAGAUCAAGUUUUCUCCAUCCAGUACAGCAUUGUAACCCCCAUGUUAAACCCCAUUAUCUAUAGUCUGAAAAAUAAAGAAGUGAAAACAGCCUUGGGGAGAAUUUUCAAAAAAAAAUCCAGUUCUCAACUGUUGUAG
Molecule: messenger RNA, 939 nt
Organism: Alligator sinensis (Chinese alligator)
Lineage: Eukaryota; Metazoa; Chordata; Crocodylia; Alligatoridae
Product: olfactory receptor 5V1-like
Exons: 1
Coding region: 1-939 (312 amino acids)
Biological process (GO): G protein-coupled receptor signaling pathway
Cellular component (GO): membrane
Molecular function (GO): G protein-coupled receptor activity; olfactory receptor activity
Source: RefSeq, a predicted model, not a curated record